AUGAUAAAAAGCGAUAGCCCAAAGGGGGACACCAUAUCUGCAGAAGAAGAUCAGAUCACAGUAAGAAAAUUCCCCAAGGGCAGCAAGUUUGGUGUUCGGGAAUUUGACAUUAUUCUGUAUUCUCUAGGAGUCGUUCCUUAUUCGAUAAUCCGUGAAUUUGAAAGUUUACCUCUGAGGAUUGCAGUGAGCUUGCACAAUUCCACUGAACCUGAUCAUUCGGGAUAUAUUUCCACCUCACAGCCAUUGCCAGCGCACUGCUUCCAGGGAAAGCCCUUGGGAGACGAGAAGGCUGAUCUGCCAACAAUGCUACAAACCAUCGAGUGUCCCCUGAGUCAGAUUCAGAACAUCACUUCAAAAGCUAGCUUAAUGAUUAACUUGUCGGCAGACUCACUAGUUACUGUUAAAACCAUAAUUGAAGCCUGCAUUGCAACAAGUACAAACUAUGCCGACUGCUGUACAAAUAUCGAAGUUAUAAAGCAAAUAUUUGCGUGCUAUGGCCGAGACACAAGUAUAAAAGUUAUUCAGGGAUGUGCCCAUAUUCCAUUUUUAAUUGAUUUGGGCGUUUUUUCAUUAGGAAAAAUACACGAAGUCAAAGAGGUGGAGGCUACUGUAGUUUGCUCUCGGGAAUGUAGCACCUUUGGCCAUGCGAUAUUAGCGUAUGAAAGCAAUACUUUUAACAGUCUCAGAUAUAACUAUGAAACCCAGGCAUAUGAAAUCCUCUUGCACGAUCCGACAGAUUUUAUACUAACAAAAAGCAGACACUAUUUCAGAAAAAAAGGCAUAUCCCAUGCCAGAUCUAGUGCUUACGUAAGUAUCAGAUAUAUCUUUGUGUUUUUAAUUUACUUUUUUAUUGUAUCGAUGUUUUCACAUUUCACAAUUACAAAGAAGUAUAUUUCAUUAUAUAAAAAGGCACGAGCUGGCGUAGGCAGCAAUGUAUCCAGCAGCAUAGCCAAAAUAAUUUUCAGCGGAAAUGCAACCAAGCACGAUAAGCAUGUUAAAAUGACUAUCACGGCAUCCAAACAAAAAAACGACAUCUCUGCAAUUUGUCUUUCACAAAUAGCUGCAACGCUUAUUGAAGAUACAGUAGUAUCAGAAACAGGAGUGCUAACACCAGCAAUAGCUCUACAUGAGACAAGAAUAAUAGAAAGAUUAGCAUACAAACACAUAAAGUUUCAAUAUUUCUAUUCGGAGUAG
Vittaforma corneae ATCC 50505 is the source of this 1194-nucleotide messenger RNA. RefSeq lists its product as uncharacterized. Lineage: Eukaryota; Fungi; Microsporidia; Nosematidae. The record is from RefSeq and is a predicted model, not a curated record. Gene Ontology annotation, cellular component: mitochondrion; lipid droplet; plasma membrane. Gene Ontology annotation, biological process: glycolipid biosynthetic process. The transcript has a single exon. Bases 1 to 1194 code for a protein of 397 amino acids.